UGAAAAAAAAUAUGAGAAUCAGGAGGGAAAAAAACGCCAUUAGAGCCUUCCCUUCUGCUUUGCUUCUCUGGUUAUCCUUUUAGGAAAAUCCUUUCAAUGUUGCCUUAAUUUUCUUUCUUGAAUUCUUCCCAAGUUACAUUGUGAUUAUCAUUCUUUGAUCUGUUAUUGUAAUUUUAUUGAGUACUUUUUAUUCUUUGAGCGAAUUCAUUCUUGAUUAUUUUGUUUGGGGAUUCUAGGUUAUGAAAGAUUUACGUGUUUCUCUCCAUAAUAACCAGAGAAUUGAAGCGGAUCAGUUGUUCUCUCCUGAUUUGCCUCUCAAGAAAUCAAGAAACGUAGUUAGAAUUCGUAUCCGAAGUCUUGAUCUUCCUCUUAUCUCAACCGCCACUAGUUGUUCUUGCGAUUUACUCCUUCUUGAACCGGGAAGGCCUUGCACCAUUGGAAGAAGCAAGCGGAACUGUCAGUUGAUUGUUGAGGAUCACCGUGUCAGUAAGCAACACUGCCAGAUUUUCUUUGAUAGCGUUGACCGCAAAAUUUAUAUUAUCGAUGGGGCAAUUUUAUCGCAUACUUUUAGUGAUUUUAUUGAUGUAUUUAGGAAAAGAUUGCUUUAUUGCAAAGAAUUGGAAGAGAAGGAGGAGAUUCUGGAGCAAUUUAAGGCUAGGGCUUCUUUAAAUGGGGUUUUUGUGAAUGGGGUUAGGGUCCGAAAGGGCUGUAGUGAGUUGUGUGCAGGAGAUGAGGUUUUGCUUGUUUGUGGUAGUGAAGAGGGUGUAUGUCUUUCUCAUAUUCGAGUCGGGUUCAUUAUUAUAGGGAUUGUUUUCUCGGAGGAGGUGUUUAUGGGGUUAAAUGACAUGCGACUGGAGAGAGCGAGGUUAUUUGAGGGAACAAAUUCUUUGGGACAAUCACAAGGGUCUGUCUCCAGUGGGAAGAGAAGCAAAAGGGUUUAUUCUUGCAGGGAGACUGAUGUUAUGCCCUUAGGUUUUGAUUUUUCUGCAUCAAGAUGUGGAGACGUUGUCCAGAGAACAAAAUUUCUUUUAAGUCAAUGCAGAGGCAUAUUGCGUAGUGUUGACCCCAUAUCUUACAUUCAACGAUGUGCUGUUCUUAAUUUUGGAAUAGACACCAAGGGUUUCGGUCGCAAAAGAGCGAGAAGCUCUCCAGGGUUGACCGAUGAGGAUGCUAAAGGGUUAACAACUGGUGAAUCAAACAUGAAAAAUGAUGCAUUAAUUACUGGUUUAGAAUGUAUGCUAUAUGACGAGACUCCGAUUGAUCAAAAUACUGGGAAGAUUGUAAAUCAUGAGACCGCUUAUAUAUGUUCAAAAAGUGACCAUUUACAUCGGAAAGAUACUAUUGGAGUCCCCCCUGAAAAUACUGUCACAAACGAUACAGCUAACACUUCAUUGUUGAAUCUUUUGGUGGAGGAGCAUGCUUCUCAAUCAGAUGUUACGCAGAAAAAGCUGUGUGGAAGUUCUUGUUCUGCACCUGGGAAGAAGUUUCUCCUGAACCGCCUUGAAUUUAUGGCAUCUGGUUGUCCUACGAUGAUUUCUCUGCCAGAACUUUUUUAUCCUUUGGAAAGCAUUUCACAAAUAUUUAUUGCCACAUUUACAAGUGAUAUUUUAUGGUUUUUAUCAUACUGUGAGAUACCUUCCCAUCUGCCAGUGACCAUCGCAUGCCAUAAUUCUGAGAGAUGUUGGAGUUCAAGCCCUGAGAAGCGAACAUGCAUGCCUUAUCCAGAUUUUCCCAGCUUAGUUGUGGUGUAUCCCCCUUUUCCUGAGGCUGUAGCUUUUGGUAAAGACAUCAAGAAACGGGGCGUUGCUUGUCAUCACCCUAAACUGAUUGUUUUGCAAAGAGAAGAGUGUAUUCGUGUUAUCAUUACCUCUGCAAAUUUAGUGGCAAAACAGUGGAACAAUGUGACCAACACCGUUUGGUGGCAAGAUUUCCCUCGCAGAAGUGCACCUGACUAUUCAUCGCUUUUUAUGCGAGUCCCUAAUGGGGAAGUAAAUCAAGAUUCAAAAUCUGAUUUUGCUGCUCAGCUGGCUGGCUUUAUGUCAUCUCUUGUGAUUGACGUCCCCAGUCAGGCUCAUUGGAUUGUGGAGCUUACAAAGUUUGAUUUUGGAGAGGCAGUUGGCCAUCUUGUGGCAUCAGUUCCUGGGAUUUAUUCUCGUAGAACUUCUUAUAUGUCAGAGUCCAUGUCCUCCCAAUCUGUUCCUUCUUGGUCAUUUGGCUCAAUGUUCCUUGGUUCUGUUGAAGCAUCUGUUGUUGGAUUAAGCCACCUUUUUCAUGCUGCUGCUGACUCAAAUGGUGCACGUCUUAAGCGGAUGGCUGCGUAUCUUCGAAAUUUUCGUAAAAAUAACUUUGGAUUGGCAGAGAUAGUUUUGAGAAGAAAUGCUAAUGUGCCAGCAGAUGCAAAUGCUGUUAGUGUUCUUGUGGCUGAUCCUGACGAAUUCUCUGGUGAAGGAGAUUGCGUACAGCUUGGUUUUCUUCCCAGAAAAGUAGCGAAAUGGGUAUCUCCAUUAUGGGAUUUUGGAUUCUUCAGGUUCUCUGGAUAUAUACGCCCAGAAGAAGCCCUUGAAGCUGCUCUAGGUGGAAGCAACACCAGAGUACCUCUAAUACUAUAUGUUUCACAGGGGCCUCAUUUUUCUGGUAUGCCGAACAUGUUGCAACAGGAACAUGCUAUUGCAUUAUGCUCUCUCAUUGCUUCCAUUGAGAGGUAUACCGGCCUUUGGCGAUUGCAAGAGGUUCUGUGUCAAUACAAAUGGCCUGAAUCACAAGAGUUUGAUUUUUUUUAUGGUUCAUCCUCAAUUGGCUCAUCAGUCAACCCACAAUUUAUAUCCGCAUUUUCAGCUGCUGUUGGAAAGAGAUCAAUGCAGCUUUUUGAUUCUGAAGAGUCUGAUCCAGAGUGGGGCUGCUGGAACGCUAGUCUAGAAUCCAAAUUACCAUCUAUUCGAAUAAUCUUUCCCACAAUUGAGAGAGUGAAGAAUGCUUGUAGUGGAAUAUGGCCUUCAAAGCACUUACUUUGCUUUUCAGAGAAAACUUGGCAAAGGCUCAAACCCAUAAACGUUCUUCAUGAUGCAAUACCUCAUCCUUCCAAUAGAAUAGGGCACCCAAUGCAUGUGAAGGUGGCAUGGAGACGCUUCGAGUCUAAGAUAGAAGGGUCUUCUUGUGGUUGGGUUUAUUGUGGGUCACAUAACUUCAGUCCGGCUGCAUGGGGACGGCCUAUUUCCAAUCAUUAUGGGAAAAACAACUCUUCUCUGGGUUUGAAGCUGCAUGUUUGUAACUAUGAACUUGGAAUCAUUUUUGUCUUUCCUCCAACGCCGAUGAAUGGCACCAUCAAUCAAUGCAGCAGAAACUUGGAUGAAGUGGUAAUGCCAUUUGUUGUGCCAGUUCCAAAGUAUGGACCUGGAGAUAAUCCAGCAACAAUGCAGGCCAUGAGUCGCGCAUUGUCUGACCGGAGUGACAAAGAUUGUGUAAACCUUGCAGAAAUAGGAAGCACUGAAGACAUGAUUGACGAGUUCUCUGACGAAGAAGAUCAAGUUAUUGAGACAGCUGAUUAUGUUGAAGAGGAUAGAGAGGAGGAAAAAACGUAUGCUGAAAUGCUGUGGAGCCAGGUUGAUUUGUCUCAAAGCUGUUAGAUGGGUCUUCUUCAGAUAAUGGUUUUAUGUAAGCUGUUCGCCGAGAUGGCGAGCUUGACCACAAUUACUCUUGUGUGAUUUGUAAGAUGAGUACUUGCUCAGUCUAGCGUCUGCAUUGGCAUUAACAGAGGAUGUCAAUUCUUGUAUAUUUCAGGGUAAUUUUUUUCCCCGCAAAUGCGAAAAGGAUAAUGUAAAAUUAUUGUUUGAUUCAUAACAUGCUGAUUUGUUUUGGGAUUUUAA
Tripterygium wilfordii is the source of this 3863-nucleotide messenger RNA. RefSeq lists its product as uncharacterized. The record is from RefSeq and is a predicted model, not a curated record. The coding region runs from base 240 to 3623 and encodes 1127 amino acids. Gene Ontology annotation, molecular function: nucleic acid binding; phosphoric diester hydrolase activity; protein binding. Gene Ontology annotation, cellular component: nucleus. Gene Ontology annotation, biological process: DNA repair. NCBI's taxonomy places the organism in Eukaryota, Viridiplantae, Streptophyta, Magnoliopsida, Celastrales, Celastraceae. The transcript is spliced from 12 exons.